AUGGCCACGCCGCCCCCCGCACGGCCCCACCGCCUCCUGCCCCUCUCCCUGGGGUUCUUCCAGGGUGCCCUACUCCUCUUCUUCGCCUUCUUCGUCACCUAUGAUGGGCCCUCAGCACGGCUGGAGGACGCCAGCGUGGUGGCCAACCAACUCUACGGCACGUUCCCCUUCUUCCAGGACAUCCAGGUGAUGCUGGUGGUGGGGUUGGGGCUCCUGCUGACGUUCCUGCCUCGCUAUGGGCUCAGUGUCCUCACCCACAACUUCAUCCUCUUUAACUUCUCCACUCAAUGGGCUCUGGUGCUGCAGGGUUUGCUCCAUCACUUCCACCAUGGCCAAGCCCACCUGGACCUCCACAAUGUCCUCGCCGCCGAGUUUGCUGCCGUGACGGUGCUCAUCUCUGUGGGGGCCGUCCUGGGGAGGACCAGCCUCUGCCAGCUCCUCGUCGUGGCCACCUCUGAAGUUGCCUUCUACCUCAUCAGUGAGUGGGUCAUCAUCACCCAGCUGGGGGUCCUGGACGUGGGGGGGACCAUCACAAUCCACGUCUUCUCCUGCUACUUCGGCCUCGGCGUGUCCAAAGCCGUGUUCGGGGCGGCGCGGCAGCCGGCGCACCCCAAGGAGACCCCGACCCCCCACUCUGACCUCCAGUCCCUCGUGGGGAUGCUCAUCCUCUGGGUUUUCUGGCCCAGCUUCGUGGCUGUCCUCUGCCAACCAGGAGAUGCCCAGCACCGUGCCAUCCUGAACACCCUCCUGGCCAUGAGUGCCAGCGCUGUGACCACCGUGGUGGCCUCUGGGCUGCUGGAAGGCGACGGCAAGCUCAGCGCCAGCCACCUGCAGAACGGCAGCCUGGCUGGCGGCGUGGCCAUCGGCGCGGUGGCCAACAUGGCUGUGCCACCCGUGGCCGCCCUGGCCCUGGGCAGCCUCUCAGCCGUGGCCUGUGUCCUUGGCUUCAGGUUCCUCACCCCGCUGCUGAUGAGGAAGCUCACGCUCCAGGACCAGUGCGGCAUCCACAACCUCCACGGCUUGCCCGGUAUCCUCGGUGCCGUGGCCAGCGCCGUGGCUGUGCUGGUGGCACCCGGGGAUGCCUCCAGGUCCCACUUCUCCCCCGUGUCCCCCACUGGGGCCAACGCCAGCCAGGUGGGCAGGGGGCAGGGCAGGCAGGCGCUGUGCCAGGCUGGGGGGCUGGCAGUGGCUGUCGGUGCCUCGCUGCUGGCCGGGCUGCUCACCGGCACCGCGCUGCGGCUGCCCUGCCUGGCCCGGCCGCCCGAGCGGCUCUGCUUCGAUGACUCGCUGUAUUUUAAGAGCCAGGCUCAGGCUGAGAGCCCAGGGCUGUGUGGCACCACUGAGGAAGGAGCUCUGGCUCUGAAGGAGAGGGUUUAG
Molecule: messenger RNA, 1377 nt
Organism: Colius striatus (speckled mousebird)
Lineage: Eukaryota; Metazoa; Chordata; Aves; Coliiformes; Coliidae
Product: ammonium transporter Rh type B-like
Exons: 1
Coding region: 1-1377 (458 amino acids)
Biological process (GO): ammonium transmembrane transport; ammonium homeostasis
Cellular component (GO): plasma membrane
Molecular function (GO): ammonium channel activity
Source: RefSeq, a predicted model, not a curated record